Xiphias gladius (swordfish) is the source of this 2057-nucleotide messenger RNA. RefSeq names its product coiled-coil domain containing 172 (gene ccdc172). NCBI's taxonomy places the organism in Eukaryota, Metazoa, Chordata, Actinopteri, Istiophoriformes, Xiphiidae. Gene Ontology annotation, cellular component: cytoplasm. Bases 156 to 914 code for a protein of 252 amino acids. The record is from RefSeq and is a predicted model, not a curated record. The transcript has 7 exons.
GCUCAUUCUUGAAACCUGCGUCAGAGGCCUCGCUAGCUAACCGAGUCACUACGGUAACUUAGUUCAGGGGCUAACCAGGUGCUAGUGAACGUCAAAUACAGUAGGAUCCGUUCCCCGGAUUCUAGGUGACUUAUUGAACCAGCUAAAUACUCCAAAUGAGUUUAGAAACACUCUUCCAACAGAUCCUGCAAACCGAACAGCAGUUAACUGAACAGACGCAAAAAUUCAAAGAAGUCAAAGUGGCCAUCAUCAGAUGCAAUGAGAAAAUCAAGAGCGCCACUGAAAAGUAUGAAAAGACCAAUGAGGAACUUGAUAAAAAGGCUCAGGAGUUGUCUGUGAUGAGGCUGCAGCACGAUCUGAUGAAGAAAUGUGAAGACCAGAUGUUGAAGCAAAUUGAGGAGCUGCUCUGCCAGAACAGCCAUCUCAGGGAACGUCUAGCAAGGAUAAAGAGAGAGUCUAAAGAAGAAGAGGAAAGCUUCCUUCAAGAGAUCUCAAGGUUCAACAGUGACUUCAGUCUUCGAGGGAACAGAGAAACAGUGUUUGAGAGCCAAACACACACUGAGAUCCUGGACCUGCAGAGGGAGGUGGAAUCAUUAUACAAAGAGAUGGAGCUGAUGAGCCGCAGGAGCAGUCACAUGAGCUCCAUACAGGAGGAGAAGAGAGCGCUCCAGCUCGAACUACAGGGCCUGGAUAACUACCGGAAAGACCUGGAUCAGCAGUUGAGUGUGGCUGAAGCAAUGACAGAAUCUCUGAGAGCGGAGAGCCGGUUUGUCAGUCAGAAACCUCUCACUGACAGCACCUGUCUAAGAUUUCAUCUGACAUCACACCUGAUGAAGACCCUGGAGUGGCUGUUCCAUGUCCAUCUCCGCCCCCUGUUGAGCCCACCAGUGGACUCGCUCUCAACCUGGCAUUAGAUUGGAUGAAGCUGUCAUCUACUUACUGCCUAGAUCCCUUUCUCACCUGGAAAAGACUGGGAGCACUGUGAGAAUCAUGUUUUUUGAUUUUUCCUGUGCAUUCAGUACCACGCAGCCCACGCCUCUGAGGGACAAGUUGGAGCGCACAGUAGUGGACUCCCACCUCACAGCUUGGAUCAUGGGCUACCUCACCAACUGACCACAAUACGUGAGGAUACCGGACUGUGAGUCCAACAUUGUUGUCUGUAGCACAGGGGCCCCAGAGGGAACAGUCCUGGGUCCUUUCCUCUUCACCCUCUGCACUGCAGACUUCACUCACGGCUCCACCAACCGCAGCCUUCAAAACUUCUCUGACGACCCCGCAAUCGUUGGCCCCAUCACACAUGGGGACAACGGGUAAUACAGAGAACUCAUCCAGGGCUUUGUGGAUUGGCUCCAGUAGAACAGCCUCCAGAUUAAUGCAGGCAAAACCGAAAAAGCUGGUGGUGGACCUCCACAGCUGCAAAAACUCCACCACACCAGUGAACACCCAGGGGACGGACAUUAAGAUGAUGGAAUUUUACAAGCACCUGGGUGUUCACAUGGAAUAAUAAACUGGACUGGUCAGACAAUACAAACAGACUAUAUAAAAAGGGCCAGAGCAGACUCUAUCUGCUGAGAAGACUCAGAUCUUUUGGAGUGCAGGAGGCACUCACGAGGACUAUUUUUGUCUCUGUGGUGGCAUCAGCAUCUUCUAUCUACCUGUCUAUCGGCAUCUGAACUGCUGACGGGAGGAAACUUAACACACUGGUUAAGAAGGCCAGUUCUGUUCUGGGGUGCCCCCUCAACCCAGUGGAGGUGGUGGGAGAAAGGAGAAUGUUGGCAAAGCUAUCAUCCCUGAUGGAGAACAUGUCCCACACCAUGCAGGACACUCUGACAGCACUGAGCAGCCCCCCUCAGUGGCAGGCUGCAAAACUGUCAAAUCCACUUAUGUGCAAUAUCAGUGUUUAAUUAACUGUGCAAUGUCAGUAUUUUCUACGUACAAUAAUGUGACCUCAACCGUUAUUUUUUCAUUUUUUAUUUUUACUGAUGCUCUGUUUAUUGCCCUGUACUGCUGUAACACUGCACAUUUCCCCACUGUGGGACUUAUAAAGGAUUAUCUUA